AUGGCAGAGCAUCCAGGACAACACAUAAUAGAAGACGCCGCACAACAUCAAACUGGCAUCGCAGACGAUGGGUCCGCGGAUCGUGCCACUGCAGUCAGUGGACUGUAUGGAGAGAGGGUAGGAAGGAAAAAGGGGUUUCUCUGUGAGAAGUUCCGCCGUUUAUUUAAUAAUUUUCCGAUGAACUCCUUACCGUCUUAUCAAGCUAGGUACGAACACGGCCUAAGGACUAUACUGCAAAUCUACAAGCUAGCUAACGUUGUGGUUACCAUUGGCUCAUCAAAUAUCCUACGUUGCACAGUGACGGUGCAGUUUCCAGGCUUGUUGGAAACCUCGCAAGAACGCAAGACUCUGAAUUUUGUUGGUUUCCACUAG
Pseudomassariella vexata is the source of this 372-nucleotide messenger RNA. RefSeq lists its product as uncharacterized. NCBI's taxonomy places the organism in Eukaryota, Fungi, Ascomycota, Sordariomycetes, Amphisphaeriales, Pseudomassariaceae. Bases 1 to 372 code for a protein of 123 amino acids. The record is from RefSeq and is a predicted model, not a curated record. The transcript has 5 exons.